ACAGGAAGGAAGUUCCACAGAUCGAAGGACGACUGGUGGAGAAUAGCUGUCACGACAGAGCUAGCACACCUGAUUCAACCUGUCAAUGAACCAUCAAGCCCUUGACUAGGUGAUUCAGGUGGUAGUGAAUGCGGUAGAGUCCCAGUCUAGGUAUGGAGCAGUGUGCAUGUGUGGAGCGGGAGCUGGAGAAGGUGCUCCAUAGGUUCGUCAUGUACGGACACCAGUCAGAGGAACGUCUGGACGAACUACUACGCAGCGUCUGUGAGCUACGGGGACAGCUGGUUACAUUCGGGGUACAAGAUGCAGAUCUUUCGGUGCUGUCGCAGACCAUGGCCCAGUGUUGUAAGAACAUUAAAGAAACGGUACAGCUGCUGGCCUCCAGACACAAGGACAUCCACGGCAGUGUCUCCAAAGUUGGCAAAGCUAUCGACAGGAACUUUGAUGCAGAGGUGAGUGCAGUGGUGGCAGAGACCGUGUGGGACUCACCUGAGAGACAGAAGUACCUGAGUGAGACCAUUGUGGAACACCUGUACAGACAAGGCAUGCUGAGUGUGGCAGAGGACCUAUGUCAGGAGUCUGGAGUAGUGAUUGACAUGAGCAUGAAGCAGCCGUUCUUGGAACUCAACAGGAUCCUGGAGGCCUUGAGGAUGCAGGACCUCAGACCAGCACUAGAGUGGGCAGUAACAAACCGGCAGCGCCUGCUGGACCUGAACAGUACCCUGGAGUUCAAGCUGCACCGCCUCUACUUCAUCAGCCUGUUAAACGGAGGCAUCACCAACCAGCUGGAGGCGCUACAGUACGCCAGGCACUUCCAGCCCUUCGCCUCACAGCACCAGAGAGACAUCCAGAUCCUCAUGGGUAGUCUGGUGUACCUGCGGCACGGCAUAGAGAACUCUCCCUACCGCUCUCUGUUGGAGACCAACCAGUGGGCUGACAUAUGUAACAGCUUCACCAGGGACGCCUGCGCUCUGCUGGGGCUAUCUGUAGAGUCACCUCUCAGUGUCAGUUUUGCGUCAGGCUGCAUGGCUCUGCCCGUCCUGAUGAACAUCAAACAGGUGAUUGAACAGAGACAGUGUAGUGGAGUCUGGACACACAAGGACGAGCUGCCCAUUGAGAUAGACCUGGGGAAGAAGUGCUGGUACCACUCUGUGUUCGCCUGCCCCAUCCUCCGACAGCAGACGUCAGAGAGCAACCCUCCCAUGAAGCUCAUCUGUGGACACGUCAUCUCCAGAGACGCCCUCAACAAACUCACCAACGCUGGAAAACUGAAAUGUCCCUACUGUCCCAUGGAGCAGAACCCCUCGGAUGCCAAGCAGAUCUUCUUUUGAUCCCCCAUCCUGUUUCCUGAAACCCCCUGGAAACCCCCAGGCAAAGUGGAGCUCCUUUGAGCUACAGUAGCGACCUGCUACCCCAGGACCCCUGUAAAUCCCCCAUCCUACCUCCUGAGAGAGAGAGAUCUCAAAAGGAUCAUUCAUUCAUUGACACUCAUUUGCAGCUGCCUGCAGAACUUACUAUAGGCUAAUUCUUGUUAAGGAUGUGAUGAUGCGUUAUCAUGGGGUAUCAAGUUGAGUUGUAGAGUUUUUGGACGACUGCUCUGUUCCUUGUUUCUUUCCUCUAUAUAUCCAUCUGUAGGCUUUCCUCAGAACACAGAAUCCUCUCUAUCCAUCUGUAGGCUUUCCUCAGAACACAGAAUCCUCUCUAUCCAUCUGUAGGCUUUCCUCAGAACACAGAAUCCUCUAUAUAUCCAUCUGUAGGCUUUCCUCAGAACACAGAAUCCUCUAUUUAUCCAUCUGUAGGCUUUCCUCAGAACACAGAAUCCUCUAUAUAUCCAUCUGUAGGCUUUCCUCAGAACACAGAAUCCUCUAUUUAUCCAUCUGUAGGCUUUCCUCAGAACACAGAAUCCUCUAUAUAUCCAUCUGUAGGCUUUCCUCAGAACACAGAAUUCUCUAUCCAUCUGUAGGCUUUCCUCAGAACACAGAAUCCUCUAUUUAUCCAUCUGUAGGCUUUCCUCAGAACACAGAAUCCUCUAUAUAUCCAUCUGUAGGCUUUCCUCAGAACACAGAAUCCUCUAUAUAUCCAUCUGUAGCCUUUCCUCAGAACACAGAAUCCUCUAUAUAUCCAUCUGUAGACUUUCCUCAGAACACAAUCCUCUAUAUAUCCAUCUGUAGGCUUUCCUCAGAACACAGAAUCCUCUAUAUAUCCAUCUGUAGGCUUUCCUCAGAACACAGAAUUCUCUAUCCAUCUGUAGCCUUUCCUCAGAACACAGAAUCCUCUCUAUCCAUCUGUAGGCUUUCCUCAGAACACAGAAUGGUCGGUUGAAUGGAUGUUAGGUGAUGUGACAUGGUUUUUAGGAAGUUGUCUGAUUUCAGGAGAGUAUUUAAACUUCUAUAUUACAGAGGUAAAGCUAAGUGGCCUCUGAGAAAGUAUAUUCACAUAUAUAUUUUAUUGAGAGGUUGUGAUUGGCUGAUAGGUUGAGGUGACCGUGGUUACAGUUUGUGAAUGGAACACUGAUUGUAAAAAAAAAAGAGUUAAAUCUUGCCUAUUGGCUAUGAUGUAAUAAAGGCCCUGAUUGGUUGAAAGUCACUAUGGGUUAUAAUACAUGUAUGUGUGAUGAUCAGCAGUUGUGAUCAUGGAGAGGUCGAGGGUCAAUUGGCUGAUUGAUUUUGCAACUGCCUCCAAUAACAAUAAUUUUCCUGUUUCUCGUUCUGUGUAGGCCGAUGUAUUUAACAAAAACAAAUUAUACUACUGUGAAGUCUGAUUUUGUUUUUAUUUAUCAUCGCUAGAAUCAAGUCUCCUGUAAAAUAGUGAAACCUUAAGUAACUUUAUACCUUUUUAUGAAAUAUAAUUCUGCCACAAAAUAGCAACAUCAGUAUUGGAUCCAUGAUCAAAUCCUUCUCCUUGGACCAAACGGAUAGCUCACAGUCCAUGAAAUGGUGAUGUCAUACCAGCCCAUGAAAUGGUGAUGUCAUACCAGCCCAUGAAAUGGUGAUGUCAGCAAGGUCUGCACCAGCAUAUCUUUAACAGCCGACCCAUGUUAGCAGUCAGCCAUUAUAUCAACUCUGCACUGAUCUCCAGUCAGAAUGAAUGAUGGUAACAGGUCUUUAUUUGUGCGUACACAUUUCUUUUGUGUUUAGUUGACAUUUUAUUUCCUGCUUUUGGUUGACAAUCAUUCACCUCCUUUCCCAGAAUACAUUAUGAUCUGUUAUGGCUUCUUUGGGUUCUUUUUCUUUUCCAGCAGUCAGAGUUAUUGAGUCGUCUGAUAGGUUUGACUUUUACCUGCUUCUUUAUUCAAGUUUUAUUGUACAUAUUUAUUCUCUAACAUGUUUCAUAUUAUACUUGCAUCUUGAAAUGGAAUAAAAACUUUAUACUCCAA
Molecule: messenger RNA, 3373 nt
Organism: Oncorhynchus keta (chum salmon)
Lineage: Eukaryota; Metazoa; Chordata; Actinopteri; Salmoniformes; Salmonidae
Product: E3 ubiquitin-protein transferase RMND5B-like
Exons: 11
Coding region: 153-1328 (391 amino acids)
Biological process (GO): proteasome-mediated ubiquitin-dependent protein catabolic process
Cellular component (GO): cytoplasm; GID complex; nucleus
Molecular function (GO): protein binding; ubiquitin protein ligase activity
Source: RefSeq, a predicted model, not a curated record